Drosophila kikkawai is the source of this 482-nucleotide messenger RNA. RefSeq lists its product as uncharacterized. Gene Ontology annotation, cellular component: extracellular region. The record is from RefSeq and is a predicted model, not a curated record. Gene Ontology annotation, molecular function: chitin binding. Lineage: Eukaryota; Metazoa; Arthropoda; Insecta; Diptera; Drosophilidae.
AACAGGACUGACAGGAUUAAAGGGAUUAAUUGGAUUGGCAGGCUCAUCGGGCUGGCAGUUGGAGUACUCCUUGUAGUCGCAGCGUGCUUCUCCGAAUUUUCCUGUAUCUAUUUUGUUGUGGAAUCUCCAUGGCGCAGGCUGUAUUAAGGCUGCCUUAUCCCAACGACUGUCAUCGGUAUUACGAAAAGUCCUUGAUGAGCUGUCCCCCGAAUUUUCACUGGAAUGACCUACUCAAGCGAUGUGAAAUACAAACGCUCGGUGGCUGUGUUUUCAACGAUACUCAAUGGGAUUCUACAUCUCCCCCAGUCACCGAAGCUGUCAACUUACCCGCCAUUUGUGACAAAAAGCUCGGCCAGUUGAUACCAUACCCAGGUGACUGCACCCGCUUUAUUCACUGCGAUUACCUGCCUUUCGUGAAGACAUGUCCGCAAUAUCUGUUCUGGAACUCUCUCCUACUCACCUGUGACAAGAUUUGCGUUUAG